AUGGCUCCGACGAGGACCCGAAAGACCGCUUCCCGGGUGAAGAAGGAAGAGGCGCCCCUCAAGGACACCGUUCCCAAGAAAGCCAAAAAGAGACGACCUCUUUCCACCAACACUGUCACCAUCCGCGGCCUUCCAAACAAGGCACCUGCGAUGUACCCCGCUUACGACGAGAUCGCUGGCGCUAUCUGUCUCGAUGACCAUUCCUCCACUCCACCCCAGCGAAAGUGCUCCCGCAAGCCCCAGGACCACGCUCCAAGACCGAGGAAUCAAUUUAUGAUCUAUAAAUCGGCUAUAUACAUGAAGUAUACCGCAUCGGUAGCCGCGGCGACGAUGUGCACCUGGGUGGGGCAGCAGUAUCGCGCCCUGACGCCGGAGGAGAAGGCUCACUGGGAACUGCUCGCGAAGGAGGAGAAGCGCAGGCAUGCUCUCAAAUACCCGGAUUACAAGUUCAAGCCGAAGAAGAGGGAGGCAAAAGAGAAGUAUUAUGCUGUAGUGUCUGGCGUUAAGAAAGAGGUUUCUGACGCAGAUGAUGACUCUUCCCAAAACACUCCCCUUCCGACGACUCCAUCCGAUCAUCCCUCUUCUUCGGCCCCUCCCUGCACAUCCUCCGCACUCGACUCGUCUGCCUACGCUCAGCCCAUCGGAAUUCCAUCCGUGAACUUCACCACCAACCCCUCCGCCUAUCUCUAUGCUUCACAGUUGUCGACGUCGGCGAUCGUCCCUAUCAAUGUCCCCCAAGUGCGGCACCCCCAAUCUUACUCUCCGUUCCACAACCGCUCCCUCAACCAGCCGUUCAUGCCCAUGGGCUCAGCUGGUGCGGGCACGUCCUUCUCCGGCGGAUACUCGACGACUUGGAUGCCUUCCUUCACCAGGAUCGCUCGCACGCGCUUCGAGGAUAAGGUCAUCGACCCUCGGCUCCUCGCCGAUACCACAGGCCAAAACCCCGCCUCUAGCUCGUCCUCGUCCACGGCCGGACCAUCUAGCGUUGGAGGUCUCAGGACUCAGGUCAGUCCUGAAGAUGCCAAGCUGGGCUACGUCCACCCCGAUGGCGACAUGGUCGAACUCACGUCGAGCGCGAUGGCCGUAGACCACAUGGCGGCAUACGAUCACUUCGAGUUUCGCAUCAAGCGCGUUUUGGCCCUCGGUUCCAGUGCCCCAGCACCGACACCGCCCUCCUUCGACUUUGCGCCCUCGACGUCCUCUUUCGUGCCGGGGCCUUCUUCGUCUUUCGCGCUAGGGCCUUCAUCCCCCUUGGCGGCGGGGCCCUCGACCACGAGCACCUCUUUUGUUCCCUUUGAUCCCAGCUUAUACCAGCCGCAGUCUCUGAUGAUGCCAGGGCCGUGGAACCAGUGGCAGGGCGAGGGGCUCGAUGGAUUCAAUUUCGCUGCCAGCAUACCCUUCGGGGCGGAUGGCGGUCCUCAGGGACCCCUUAUGGGCUUGAACCUGAACUCGUGGACCUGAGUCAGGCGUUCAGAGUUCCUUUUCUUGGUUUGUGUUGUUUUCCUGCUCCCUUUCUUGGAUCGUUCUCGGACUUAGACGUGUAAGUAAUGCUGUACGUUAUUGGUUUGUCGUUGGUUGUUCUGUCCAUAUUGUCAUCUGUUUGCUUUCGGAGUCGUCUACCUCCCUGCACAUGUACAUAUAUCUGUUUCCCCUUCUUUUCCAUCGCAUACUAAUUCACUCUUGGAUCUUCAUAUCAUGACACGCCACGAUUUCAACUUGUAUCGUUUUCUCUGUUUUCUGCAUCCCC
Messenger RNA from Stereum hirsutum FP-91666 SS1, 1747 nucleotides. RefSeq lists its product as uncharacterized. NCBI's taxonomy places the organism in Eukaryota, Fungi, Basidiomycota, Agaricomycetes, Russulales, Stereaceae. The record is from RefSeq and is a predicted model, not a curated record. The coding region runs from base 1 to 1461 and encodes 486 amino acids. Gene Ontology annotation, molecular function: RNA polymerase II cis-regulatory region sequence-specific DNA binding; DNA-binding transcription factor activity, RNA polymerase II-specific. The transcript is spliced from 2 exons. Gene Ontology annotation, biological process: negative regulation of transcription by RNA polymerase II; anatomical structure morphogenesis; cell differentiation.